AUGAAGACGAAUAGAACAUGGUUGGUUUCCAAGGCAACGGUGAUCUCUAUCAGCAAUGCUUCAGACACGGUGAAGACUCUUUCUCUCAAGGUCGCUGAGAAGAAUGUCAGUUUUAAGGCGGGCCAAUGGGUGGAUCUGACCAUCCCCGGCGUGGAGGAGGUCGGCGGAUUCUCCAUCUGUUCGUCGCCGAUGAAGCUGCAGAUGUGUGGCAUCGUCGAUCUGGCCGUGCAGGCGAGCGACGCCUCACCCUCGACGUGGGUACACAGCAACGUACGUAGCUCCUCCGCUCACCGCGAC
Priapulus caudatus is the source of this 297-nucleotide messenger RNA. RefSeq names its product oxidoreductase NAD-binding domain-containing protein 1-like. The record is from RefSeq and is a predicted model, not a curated record. The annotation marks the transcript as partial. Gene Ontology annotation, cellular component: mitochondrion. The transcript is spliced from 4 exons. NCBI's taxonomy places the organism in Eukaryota, Metazoa, Priapulida, Priapulimorpha, Priapulimorphida, Priapulidae.